Messenger RNA from Emiliania huxleyi CCMP1516, 888 nucleotides. RefSeq lists its product as hypothetical. Gene Ontology annotation, molecular function: magnesium ion transmembrane transporter activity. The record is from RefSeq and is a predicted model, not a curated record. Bases 1 to 888 code for a protein of 295 amino acids. Gene Ontology annotation, biological process: magnesium ion transport. The transcript has 4 exons. Lineage: Eukaryota; Haptophyta; Isochrysidales; Noelaerhabdaceae. Gene Ontology annotation, cellular component: membrane.
AUGCCAUUAGAGAAUGCAACCCUGUUACUGCUCAACGCUACCACCGCGGCGGCGGCUCCGUCGCUCCCGCGCUCAAACGACUUGUGGUGGGUGGGCGUCCUCCUCGACUGCGUCGCCACGCUGGGUGGAGCGAGUGGGAAGCAAUUGCUGCGCCAUGCUGCGGUCACGAAGAACAACUGGUUCAUUCCGCUGGGGAUGUUCUUCACGGCCGUCAUCGAUCCCAUUUUUGACAUAUCCGCGUACGCCUUCGCUGCUCAGUCCGUCAUCGCGCCGAUGGCGGGGAUGGUGGUUGUCUGGAACGUGGUGCUCGCGCCCUUUACGCUCGGCGAGGCGCCGCUGUGGCCCGCGCGCCCUCCGCCGCGCGACCGCGGCACGCUGCUGGUCGUCCUCGGCACCGCCUGCUCGGGCUUCUUCGGGAACCACCUCGUGCACGAGCGGACCGUCGACGAGUAUCUCGCGCUCUUCGCGCGCCCGCUCGCGCAGCUCUACUACGUCUGCUUCGCCGCCGUCUCCGCCGUCUGCCUCUACUACCUCCGGCGCGGGCAACAUGAUGACGACAAAGGCGACCGGCCGAGGCCACGCGCCGUCCUCGUUAUCCUCGCUGGCCUCUACGUGCUCUGCUCGGGCGAGCAGCAGUCCCUCGCCAACGACGCGGACGGCGAGCACAACGGGCUGGCGGCGCACGACGGCGCGAGGCCGCAGCGGCCGGCGGGCUACAAGAGGGGAGCCAGGCGGCGCGGCGACGAGGGCGUCGCGAUGGUGAGGGACGAGGGCGCGCAUAACGCUGCUCCGCUCCGCUCUGCGGCGGAGGGAGGCGGCGAGCACGCGUCGACGCGCUCGCAGUCGCCGGAGGAGCGGCUCGCCGACUUGUACAACGCCGAGGUAUGA